Messenger RNA from Trypanosoma theileri, 1782 nucleotides. RefSeq lists its product as uncharacterized. The record is from RefSeq and is a predicted model, not a curated record. Bases 1 to 1782 code for a protein of 593 amino acids. Lineage: Eukaryota; Euglenozoa; Kinetoplastea; Trypanosomatida; Trypanosomatidae. The transcript has a single exon.
AUGGGUUGUGGCAAUUCUACAGUGCGCAAAGGAAGAGAUGAUAUAAAUGGCGCAAACGAUGGAAAGAAGAAGGGAAAGGAAAAGACAAAAAAAAGAGGCGAUGGUGAAGAAGAUUUUUCACCGAUAGUAUAUGAAACCAAUGAUAUUCCCUACCCCAUUCAGGAGACGGAGUUGCUGAAUGAAAGAACUGUAUCUGUUUCUUCUACUAUUGGUGAUGCUGCUGCCGCUACUGCUAGUCCUCCACCUCCACCUCCUCCUUCUCCUCCUUUGCCUGUGAGGACUCCUAUGGAAUCAAAGUCCAAACCCGCAAGUAAGACUCCUGAUGAUCUGUUAGCCUAUGUCUCAUCCACAACUCUUGAUGAUACACCUAAAAAUGUAAUUCUUCGGGCAAUAGAAGGUUCUGAAACCUUUGUACCUAACAUUCCACCUGUACCAAUUCUUCAAGCCAUUGAAUAUCAUGAAACUCGGCGCAUCUCCACACCACGGGCCGCACCCAUAUAUGGAGAAGAACUGCGAGGAACAAUCAUUUCUACUGGAUCUCGUGUACCUCUUAAAGCUGUGGAGGUACAUGCAACUCGAAGACAUCCUAUUUCACCACCUCCCUCACUUCGAGCAAUAGAAAUAUAUGAACCCAUUAGACAAGACUCACAGCUAGAAACAUUAUCAGGAAAUUCUAAAGGUUGUAAGAGUAAUAGAUCAAAGCGGAGUAGUCGCAGUUUAACACCGCCUCCCCCACUACGUGCGGUGGAAGUGUGUGGGAGAAAAACACCAAAAUCAGUGGGUUCCGGAGAAUAUCUUCAAGCCGUUGAGUCUUAUAGAUUAAAAGGUAAUCCGGAUGGUGCAUUUAAUUCGUUAACAUCUUCAUCUUCAAAACCUUUUGUGGUUGCUGCAGCAGAACUCUUUCAUAGUGAUAUGGGGACCAUCACACCCUUUGAUCAAUCAUCACUUUCAGGAUUAAUAUCAUCAUUUGGUGAGGUACCACUUGAUCGUGUAUUUUACUCCGGCACACCAUCUGUUGAAGAGAAACCCACGUUAACUCCCUUAAAGCGAGAACAACUACCACUACCAACACAACAACAACGACAAGAAAAGCGACAAGAAAAACAACAACAACAAGAACGAUUGCCUGUGUAUACAAAUGAAGAAAUUUGUCCCCCUCGGCCCAGAUCGCGACAACGAAAAAGUGCGUCAGAAAAGAGUAGAAAUACGAAUACACCAAAGAGUCUAAAAGAAGAUUUGGAUAAAUCACCAUCACCAGCAUCACCAGUGCCGGAAUCAUCAACAUCACCAAGGAUCAUUUAUCUACCGUAUGAAAUACCUGCGAAUGGUAAAUCACCGGUCCGACGAACACCUUCCCCAUACCCAAAGGCCUGUGAAACUCCCCCUGAUCAGAAAAUGAAUCCAACACCACCAGAAAAGGAAGAACACAUACAAAGAUCACAACGACUACCAUCAAAAUCACAAGAACGACCACCAAUUUUUUCUUCUAAAACAUAUAUGGCAGCGCCUAGACCAAACAGGACCUCUGAAUCAACACCCCAAACAGAACCCAUUACAGAACCGAGAGAAGUACCAAUGGGACGUUUCCCCGUCCAGAGAACUUCCACAGCCCCACAAGAAUCCGUCCCAAGUAUUAAUAUCUCAGAUGGAUUGGAGAGUUCUACAGAUUUCCUGCGAAAGGCGGCAUUGGCAAAUAGUACUGGUUGGGAAACACUUCGGCAAUUACGACUUGUGCUGCAGAUCCGAGAAACGGAGGCGGAGGCAAAGGAAGGGCAUGUGUAG